CUUGUUGGCGCAUGCGCAGUUCUGAAUAGUGAUUCGGCGCUGAGUAGCUAGCUUCUAGUCAGAUCUGCGUUUUCUGUGCUCUCACUCACUUCUCGUACACAGUUACCGUUUAACAGCUGGUCGUUUCUACCGAGCGGAACUAACGUGACCGAGGCGUGAAAGAAUAUGCCCAAAAAUAAAGGUAAAGGAGGUAAAAAUCGGCGACGUGGAAAGAACGAGAAUGAGUCGGAGAAGAGGGAGCUGGUGUUCAAGGAGGAUGGACAGGAAUACGCUCAGGUGAUUAAAAUGCUGGGGAACGGGCGACUGGAGGCGAUGUGCUUCGAUGGAACCAAGCGGCUUUGCCACAUCAGAGGAAAACUCCGGAAAAAGGUCUGGAUUAACACGUCGGACAUCAUCCUGGUCGGGCUGAGGGAUUAUCAGGACAACAAAGCUGACGUCAUCCUCAAGUACAACGCAGACGAGGCUCGCAGUUUGAAAGCGUACGGCGAGCUGCCGGAGCACGCCAAAAUCAACGAGACAGACACAUUCGGGCCCGGAGACGACGACGAGAUCCAGUUUGAUGACAUUGGUGAUGACGAUGAGGACAUUGAUGAUAUCUAACGACCUGCCGCCGGAGGGGGGAGGUGGGAUUUUACUAGAGAUGCUCCGAUUGGGAUCUUUGAGCCGAACACAGCGCACCGAAAAUAAUUAUUUUUAUUAAGAUCAGCCUAUGCCAAUCCUAUACAGUUUAUUAAUAUACAGUGUGUUUAAUCCAGCUUGUUUAACAUCAGUAGACGUCUUUGUUGUUUGGAGAACAUUAAGUGCAUUUCACACGGGGGGGGCUCACCAUCAGUAUUUUGGUUUGUUAGAUGAGAUGCUGCUUUAGAGGGACCUUCUCAGUUAUCGGACCGAGCGGCCACGGCGAGCUGCCUGGUGACCACUGAUGAUGACGGUGACGCCGACAGGUUGCUUUUCCCGCCUUCUCGGAGAAUCGGAGCUGAUCGACAGCAUCGUUAGUUUAGGGUGAACAUCUGGAGCGUUGCUAGAUUUUUACCUUUUUGUUUCCAGCGGCAGCAGAAAAGGGCGAAUCUGCCGUCUCGUUUGUGGAGCUUUCUCCAGUUUUUCCUGAAUUUUACACACACACAAAAACACACUUGUUGUCUCAUCACUGCAGAAUCACUCACACCAAAUGCAUGUUCUCUUUUAAAAUGUAUUUAUAUUCAUUUCACUCUGUGGAAUUAUAAACAAGUACAGAAUCUCUGGAUUCGCCAAUAAAAACAUGAAGCAGUUUUUGAUGUGGAAGCUGUUUGAUGGCAGAAGGAAGGCGGAGCCAUCCGCCGUGGCUUUUUUUGUUUUGUUUUGUUUAUUCCCGCCGCCGCUGACAUAAGCUUUUUUUUUUUUUUUAAUAUUUAAUUUGAACCGUGGCUCAAUGACGGCGAUCCCACUCCCCUGAAAUCAAAACAAGACCCAAGUGUAUUUCUCUGUUCCCUUAUUUGUCUCUGUUGUCGUUUCCUUGUCCUUUUUUUUUUUUUUUUAACUCUUUGCUGCUUGCGAGCUCGGCCGCUAGACCAGCGGUUCCCAAACGUCCCCCCACUGCAGACACGCCCACCAGUCAAACCAGUAAAACCUCACAGCACAGCCAUUUGUCUUACACAGAACCUCUAGAAAACUCACAGAUUUCUACCUGCUGCACAUUAUAUCUAUUUCCCCUCCUGGUGGUCCCUGAGGAGGCCCUGCACCUCAGUUUGGGAACCACUGCUCUAGAUCACUUGGGGCCUGUUGCUGUUGUAACUCUGAAUUAAUACAGAAAUAAAAAUAAAUUGUACUUUGAUGUUUAAAGGCUGGGUUUCCAAUAAAGAUCUUAACUCCACUGA
This is a messenger RNA of Archocentrus centrarchus (flier cichlid), 1853 nucleotides long. RefSeq names its product eukaryotic translation initiation factor 1A X-linked b (gene eif1axb). Gene Ontology annotation, biological process: translational initiation. The coding region runs from base 166 to 600 and encodes 144 amino acids. The transcript has 7 exons. NCBI's taxonomy places the organism in Eukaryota, Metazoa, Chordata, Actinopteri, Cichliformes, Cichlidae. Gene Ontology annotation, molecular function: translation initiation factor activity; RNA binding. The record is from RefSeq and is a predicted model, not a curated record.